Telopea speciosissima is the source of this 1130-nucleotide messenger RNA. RefSeq names its product U-box domain-containing protein 4-like. The transcript is spliced from 2 exons. Gene Ontology annotation, molecular function: protein binding. Gene Ontology annotation, cellular component: cytoplasm; nucleus. The record is from RefSeq and is a predicted model, not a curated record. NCBI's taxonomy places the organism in Eukaryota, Viridiplantae, Streptophyta, Magnoliopsida, Proteales, Proteaceae. Bases 60 to 1130 code for a protein of 356 amino acids.
AGGUUGGUCUAUUUUUUUUUAAUUUUUUAUUAAUGAAAUAGUUUUGAAAUUCGUUCCCCAUGGAGGAGGAGAUUCCUCCAGCGAAUUACACCUACAUGGGACGGAGCUUGGAUGAUCUGAGCAACGGUGAUGCUUCCUCCGCAGCUUUCAGCGAUUGCAACAGCGACAGAUCGGGUGAAUUUUCCACGACCACUUCACAGAGCCGAGGCCUCUUGGUGGUUUGUGCUUCUGAGAGUUCCGACCAUCUGAUCCGCCAGCUCGUCUCCGACCUCCAGUCAUGCUCAAUCGACUUGCAGAGGCGAGCCGCUAUGGAGAUCAGACUUCUCGCCAAGAACAAACAGGAAAAUCGUCUCAAGAUUGUUCAAGCCGGCGCCAUCAGACCACUCAUCUCUCUCAUAUCCUCUCAGGACUCCCAGCUUCAAGAGUACGGUGUAACCGCGAUUCUUAACCUCUCCUUGUGCGACGAGAACAAGGACCUGAUCACGGCCUCGGGAGCGAUAAAACCACUCGUAAGAGCACUGAAGACCGGAACGGCCACUGCCAAGGAGAACGCCGCUUGUGCUCUGCUCCGGCUCUCGCAGGUAGAGGAGAACAAGACCGCAAUUGGACGGUCGGGUGCCGUACCGCUACUGGUUUCCUUACUGGAGAACGGCAGUAUCCGGGGGAAGAAAGACGCAAUGACAGCCCUAUAUUCGCUCUGUUCCGCGAAGGAAAACAAGAUCAGAGCCGUCCAAGCAGGGAUCAUGAAGACCCUUGUGGAAUUAAUGGCGGAUUUGGGAUCAGGCAUGGUGGAUAAAGCGGCUUUCGUGUCGUGCACACUGGUAUCGAUACCGGAGGGCAAAACCGCUUUGGUUGAGGAAGGUGGUAUCCCUGUACUUGUGGAGAUCGUGGAGGUGGGAUCGCAGAGGCAGAAGGAGAUUGCGGCUGCCAUCCUCUUGCAGAUCUGCGACGAUAGCUUGCCCUAUCGUACAAUGAUUGCCCGUGAAGGUGCGAUACCGCCGUUGGUUGCUCUUUCACAGGCCGGCACAACCAGGGCUAAACAGAAGGCGGAUGCACUCAUUGAUCUUCUGCGGCAACCGAAUCCCGGCUACAAUGCGGCUAGGCCAUCAAAUAUGUCAGAAUUAAAAUAG